AGACCGACUAUUUAUAAUUAAUCGUACACUCGCUAUCAAAAGUCUUUCCCACCAAAACCCAUCGCCUAUCCUUUUCUCUCAAUUACCAGAAUCUUAAGAACAAAUAAUCAAAAUUCCAUUUAAAUUGUACUAUUGAUCUUGAAGCAACAGAAAUGGAGGCCAACGAGUUUGAUCUCUACCACGAUUCAAUUAUUUGAAGCUGUGCAUACUGUCUUUUCCAACUUUGGUACUUCUAAUCUAUUCUACGAAAGCAACUGUUGGUGCUUUGACCUUGUUUCAGUUUGUAACUUUGAUCCAGAUCUGAUUUGCUGCACAAUACUUUCACUUGCAAUUUCCUCCUCUAUUGGUUAUAAGAUAAUGGCUAAGUGGUUAUCAGCGCGCUCUUUCAUUAAUGUCCUCCACCUUCAAUAAUCUUUUAUAGCCAGUGAUAUCAUAUUACCAGUGAUAGUAGAGGAAAGGUAUAAAAUGUUGGAUUUAUUGUCAUUAAACCUUAAGGAACCACCAAUAAAGCGAAGAGCUGGUCUAUGGAUCGUACAAGCAGGACGAGGAUCAUAUCGGGGCAGUUAGUGAAUGUUUUUGUGUCAUCUGGUUGCUUAUUUUAUCCACUGGAUAUUUGUUUUUUCAUAAUAGUUUAAUUUAUGGGGAUUACUUCCCUGAGGUCUUUCCUCCAAAGUCUCUGCUGCAAUUCUCCAUGGAAUUAUGCAGUGUUCUGGAAGCACAAGCAUCAAGGUGAAAUGAUAUUGGUAUGGGAAGAUGGCUACUGUGACAAUUGGAAGCUGAGAAAUCUGAUGGAGGGCACUGUAGAUGGUUUCGACUUAGAAAACUCAAAUGAGAUAUUAUCCUCGGCUCAUAAAUCUAGUGUACCUCAUGAAAAUCCAAGUGAAUAUCCAAUUUCUCUUGUAGAUUCUGACAUGUCAAAGGCAUAUCAUGUAUUUGGAAAGGGAGCUGUCGGCGAGGCGGCAUGUACUGGGAAUCCUCGCUGGAUUUAUUCCAAUAGCAUGGGAACUGAUGUAUUUUGUUCUGCUUUAGUUGCUGAGUGUCCGCAUGAAUUGCUGCCUCAGAUUUUGGCUGGCAUAAAGUUCAUGCAGACAAUAUUGCUUUUGCCAGUGCUUCCCCACGGAGUUCUACAGCUUGGAUCAAUGGAAAUGGUAGCAGAAGAUGCAGCAAUAGGUGCUUAUCUUAAAUCUGAGUUUGAGACCCAUAAAAAAUUUGAGGCAUGUGAUGGAGAAUCUCCAAUUCAGCAGUUCUCGCUUUUAUCUACUCUCAUGGAGAAUUUAGAGGAGAAAAUGAUCACUGACGUAUAUAAAAUAAAUGAAAAUCAGAAGGCCAUUAUGGGUGCUAGUUCAAUAGAUCAAAACUUAUCUACUGCAAAUCAGAUGAUGCCAGUGCCAGUGUUUAUGGUUCAAGAUUUAAGUGGCUUGUCUGUAAAGGAUGUCCCAUAUACUCUUGAAAAUGUGAUAGAUGGCAAACUCAGCAGUCAAUCAUUAGGCAUGGUUCACGCAGCUGAACCACAACUCAAUUAUCAAUCACAUGAAGAUAACAAAUCAACUAUAACAGAGAGUAACAUCUUCAAUUCCUUUUGUCAGGAAGAAAACAUCAGAUCCUUCCCUUACAGUGAUGCCUUUGAUGUGACAAUGUGCGGAGAAUAUAUCAAUGGCAUUGCAGAUUUUUACACUGAACGAUGUGUAAUUGUACCAACUAUUUCUGCGUAUGAUUGUGACAACGGCAUUUGUGAAAGUGGAGGUAACAUUUUGAGCUUCCCCAGGGACUGUGAGCUGCACAAAGCACUUGGACCGGCAGUUGCAGGGAACCCCAGUCAAUACCCAUAUGACUCGUCUAUCUUGGGUCACAGUGUACCUAGCAACUCGACACUUGAUAGUCAUCUCACCCAAAGAAUGGGAUUUUCAGGGAUUGGAACUCAUGGAUUUCCUGUAAAACAAGAUGAUAUUGGACACCUUUUAGAAGAUCUUGUUGUCGAUGCUUGUGGUAACACUGAUGAUAAUUCCUCCGAUGACAGUUCAUCGAACGAAUUUAACUGUGCAAGCUCAAUGAAGAUGUCAUCUGAAUUUUUGGCUACCUGCAAAAUACCUAGUCAAUCCAAACCGGUAGCCUUAGCAGAAGAAGAUCAAGUUCCUCGGAGCUUCGCAACAUCUGCCUUUAUGGCCAAGAGAAGGAAUCCUGUAGCUUAUUUGUCGCCUUCAGCAUCUUCAAUUGAAAGCACCAUGAGUGUAUUGACGCAUGAGCAGCAGCAGAGGAAAGGACUGGGUUCCAUGAACCUAGGUAAAGGAGUAAGCCUGUCAAGCACCAACAAGAGAAAGGUCCAUGCUGGGGAUAACCGGAGGCCUAGACCACGAGAUAGACAGUUGAUUCAAGAUCGGAUCAAGGAGCUGCGGGAGCUUGUCCCAAAUGGUGCAAAAUGUAGCAUUGAUGGACUUCUAGAUAGGACUGUAAAACACAUGCUCUUCUUAAGAAGUGUAUCUGAACGGGCUGAUAAAUUGAGGCAGCAAGCUCUGAAAGAGGAAACUGAUGAAAAUAUUCCUGAAGAACCUGAAGUUAACAUUGACCAUCAAAAUGGGACAAGCUGGGCUAUGGAAUUAGGAAGUGAGCAACUGUACCCCAUAGUUGUAAAAGAUCUUGAGCACCCUGGACACAUGCUUAUAGAGAUGCUUUGUAAUGACCAUAGUCGCUUUCUGGAAAUUGCUGAUGUGAUUUAUCGUUUGCAACUAACUGUGCUUAAGGGUGUCAUGGAAAGACGCAGCAACAAUACAUGGGCCUGCUUUGUUGUCGAGGCCACAAGAAACUUUCAUCGUCUGGAUAUCUUCUGGCCUUUGAUGCAGCUUCUGCAACAAAAUCAGACAGCGAGCUCGAGCAAAAUCUAAACUGUAUGAAUAUGUUUAUAUUCUAGUGUCAUGUCAUGUGUACACAACAAUCUCAAAUUCAACCGCCUGUCAAUAUUUUUAUUUUUAUUGGAAUAAUUAGCAAUUGGUAACAAUGAAAAUUGCUGAUGCUCUACUAUAUACUAUUUAGUAAUCAUAGACCCAAUGUAACAUUUUUAGCCA
This is a messenger RNA of Olea europaea var. sylvestris, 3059 nucleotides long. RefSeq names its product transcription factor LHW-like. The record is from RefSeq and is a predicted model, not a curated record. The coding region runs from base 639 to 2879 and encodes 746 amino acids. The transcript has 11 exons. Lineage: Eukaryota; Viridiplantae; Streptophyta; Magnoliopsida; Lamiales; Oleaceae. Gene Ontology annotation, molecular function: protein dimerization activity; DNA-binding transcription factor activity. Gene Ontology annotation, biological process: regulation of DNA-templated transcription.